Molecule: messenger RNA, 1874 nt
Organism: Paramisgurnus dabryanus
Lineage: Eukaryota; Metazoa; Chordata; Actinopteri; Cypriniformes; Cobitidae
Gene: eif3d
Product: eukaryotic translation initiation factor 3, subunit D
Biological process (GO): translational initiation
Cellular component (GO): cytoplasm; eukaryotic translation initiation factor 3 complex
Molecular function (GO): translation initiation factor activity
Source: RefSeq, a predicted model, not a curated record
UCUAGAACAGCAUUAGAAGUGUCGUAACUGUCGUAAAUUUGGACUAACGCGUUCCUUUACGGCACGCCUUUUACCGCACCAUCUGGGAGUAGUCGUGCGUCCUUCUUUGAAUACGAAUUCGCACAUCAAAAAAGGAGAUGGCAAAGUUCCACGCGCCUGUAAUUCAGGACAAUCCAUCAGGAUGGGGCCCUUGUGCUGUUCCUGAGAAGUUUAAAGACAUGCCCUACCAGCCUUUCAGUAAGGGAGACCGACUGGGAAAGGUGGCUGACUGGACUGGAGCAACAUACCAAGAUAAGAGGUACACAAAUAAAUACUCAUCUCAGUUCGGAGGAGGCAGUCAGUAUGCAUACUUCCAUGAGGAGGAUGAGACCAGCUUCCAGCUGGUAGAUACUGCCAAGACUCAGAAGACAGCUUAUCAAAGGAACCGAAUGCGAUUUGCUCAGAGGAAUCUCCGGAGAGAUAAAGAUCGCAGGACCCUUACUCAGUUCAAUAUGCAGACCUUGCCUAAAAGUGCCAAGCAGAAGGAGAGGGAUCGUAUGCGCUUGCAGAAGAAGUUCCAGAAGCAAUUUGGCGUACGGCAAAAGUGGGAUCAAAAGUCACAGGCUCAGCUUAAGCCCAGGGACUCCUCCGUGGAGGUGCGCAGUGACUGGGAGGUGAAAGAAGAGAUGGACUUCCCCAGGCUCAUGAAGAUGAGAUACAUGGAAGUGGCCGACCCAGCUGACAUCGAGUGCUGUGGAGCUCUUGAGUACUACGACAAGGCUUUCGAUCGCGUCACCACUCGCAAUGAGAAACCACUCAAGAGCAUCAAGAGGAUCUUUCACACCGUUACCACCACUGAUGACCCUGUGAUCCGCAAGCUGGCAAAGACCCAGGGCAAUGUGUUUGCCACCGAUGCCAUUCUGGCCACUCUGAUGUGCUGUACUCGCUCGGUCAACUCCUGGGAUAUCAUUGUUCAGCGUGUGGGCAACAAGCUGUUUUUUGAUAAGAGAGACAACUCGGAUUUUGACCUGCUCACCGUGAGUGAGACGGCGAAUGAGCCGCCACAGGAUGAGGGCAGUUCCCUCAAUUCCCCUCGUAAUUUGGCUAUGGAGGCCACCUACAUCAACCACAACUUCAGCCAGCAGUGUCUCAGGGUGGGAGAGAGGUACAAAUUCCCCAAUCCAAACCCAUUUGUUGAGGAAGACAUUGAGAAGAGUGAGGUAGCAUCGGUUGCCUACAGGUAUCGGAGGUGGAAGCUGGGAGAGGAUAUUGAUCUCAUUGUCCGGUGUGAGCACGAUGGAGUGAUGACUGGAGCUAACGGAGAGGUGUCUUUCAUCAAUGUUAAGACCCUGAAUGAGUGGGACUCCCGGUACUGCAAUGGAGUUGACUGGCGACAGAAACUGGAUUCCCAGAGAGGAGCGGUUUUAGCCACGGAGCUGAAAAACAACAGCUACAAAUUGGCCCGCUGGACCUGCUGUGCUAUUCUUGCCGGAUCUGAGUACCUGAAGUUGGGGUAUGUUUCCCGUUAUCACGUAAAGGACUCCUCAAGGCAUGUCGUCCUUGGCACACAGCAGUUCAAGCCCAAUGAGUUUGCCAGCCAGAUUAACCUGAGCAUGGAGAACGCCUGGGGCAUCCUGCGCUGUGUCAUCGACAUCUGUCGCAAACUAGAUGAGGGCAAAUACCUCAUCCUCAAGGACCCAAAUAAGCAAGUUAUUAGGGUGUACAGUCUGCCUGAUGGAACCUUCAGCUCAGAUGAAGAUGAAGAGGAGGAGGAUGAGGAUGAAGAAGAAGAUGAAGAGGAUGAAGAUAAUUAAGGAGACCUUAACUACCACAGCUGCCGGCAUUAUGUGUUUUUUACACCGUCAGAGCUGAAUAAAGAUAAUUGGUUAUUCCUA